AUGGCGACGUCGGACCCUACGCAGUACAAUCCCACGAUCGAUCACGUAUCCGCCGGGGCGAUACACGCGAAGCAAUGGAAGGAAUUCAAAGAGCACGGCACCGCGGGGGACCCGGACGGGACCCUAAGAGAAGCCGCGGCCGCGGAGGAAGAGGCCGUGACGCUCGAGAACGAAGAGAAACACAAGAAGUACGGCCAGAUUGGCCAACGCGUCUGGACCAAAGGCGCGCACGGUGGCGCGUACAAGAUCUCCACGGGACCGGGCGCUAGCCUCGGGUACGACGCGCUGGAGCAGAAACCCGACGGGACGAACAAGGAAGUCGACGCGGGGUACGAGAAGCCCGACACCGGCGCGACGACGAACUUCGUGGGGAACCACAUGACGCAGGGCGCGAUCGACCUCGUGCAGAACGAGCUGACGCGCGCGGAUCCAGAUUUACACAACCGGCGCGCGCGUCUGGACUGCGCGCGUGGCGUGAUCCGCACCCCGCCGCAGCGCGUCACCGAGCCCGCGCUCCUCCUGAACGCCGCGAGCGAAGAGACCACGUCAGCGAAGAAGAUCAAGCGGAGCGUCGAGACGUACGCGUGGCGCGACGACGGCGACGUCGCGCGCGUGGACGUCCGCGGAAGAGACGUCCGGGGCGGCGACGUCUCGCGCGCGGCGCUGACGUCCCCGUCUCUCGCCGGCGACGACCCGCGGCGCUUCACGCUGGAGAUACCUCCGGCGGUCGAUCGCGGAACCGGAACGGUGAAAGGCGAGACGUGGGUGCUGACCAUGCGCCUCGCGAACGACGUGGACGCGGAGAACUGCGUCGUGCGCGUCGACGGCGACGUCGCGCGCGUGAUUCUCGCGAAACCGCGCCACCGGCGCGGGCCGUGGACGUCCCUGCGCGCGCCCGAAGACGUCGAUCGCGCGAAGAUCGGAGACGCCCGCGACGAGGACGCGAACCGCGCGCCUCCCGACCUCGCCGCGCUGCGACGGCAGCUCAUCAAACAGCGGGAAGGGAAGCUCGCGGUGAAGCUGCCGUGGUUCCACGCCAAGUCGCUCCCCGCGCCCGCGGACGACGUCAUGGCGAUCGAGGACGCGAGCAUUAACACCCUCGACACGAGCGUUAUUCUCAACGCCGAGGAAGCGCACGAUGCCGGCGAGGCGUGCGCGACGCGUGGCGAGCACGCGGACGCUUCGAGAUGGUUCACGCGCGCGCUGGAUUUGUACGGAGAGCGGUCCGAGAACGAACGCUCGAGGGCGACGACGCACGCCGCGCGCGCGAGGGCGCUGACGCAGAUCGGCUCCUUACGCGACGCGAUCGACGAUUACUCCUCCGCCGCGGAGUUGCUGGACGCGAUCGGGGCGACCGAUGGUGACGAUUCACAUCCCCCUCCAGCGACAGGAAGCGAACAGACGCGGACGGAGCUCCGCGCGCUCGACGUCGUCCUCGCGCGCGGACGGUGCAAGCUCGCGCUCGAGGACGCCGCGGGCGCCGCGGGCGACUUCCGAGCCGUCGUCGAGCGCGCGCGCCGAGGCUCGAGCGUCGUGAUCGCCGCGUCCGAAGCUCUGCGAGACGCGAUGAAGAUGCAGCACGUUCAGAAAGAGGCGAAAGAGAAAGAGGCGGAGAUGAGGGAACGGUGCGGCGAUUUCGGCGGCGACGGCUUCCCCGGGUUCGCGAGGCCGGGAAUGCGGCAGUUCGACAACCGCGGGAAAAGCGGCACCGCGUUUUGA
Molecule: messenger RNA, 1719 nt
Organism: Micromonas pusilla CCMP1545
Lineage: Eukaryota; Viridiplantae; Chlorophyta; Mamiellophyceae; Mamiellales; Mamiellaceae
Exons: 2
Coding region: 1-1719 (572 amino acids)
Molecular function (GO): protein binding
Source: RefSeq, a predicted model, not a curated record